Molecule: messenger RNA, 1507 nt
Organism: Bactrocera tryoni
Lineage: Eukaryota; Metazoa; Arthropoda; Insecta; Diptera; Tephritidae
Gene: hid
Product: cell death protein hid
Exons: 4
Coding region: 353-1378 (341 amino acids)
Source: RefSeq, a predicted model, not a curated record
UGAAACAUUGAAAACGCAACAUAACUUCACAACAAAUACUAAAUUGCAAAUAUAACUAACUGUAAGAGACAAUUCUGUUGCGUGCAAGAAUAAUCCUGUGCGAACGCGAUCUCCACACUGCCGCCCACAUUGCUGCGCAGGUACGCCGAACAGCAGCAGCAGGUGUGUGUGCGCACUUAUGCAAAAACAACAGUAACAACAAAGCGUGAAGAGAGAAAAGUAGCAAUAAUAGCAAACAAACUCACAACCACAAAUAUAAAAAAAAAGAACUCAGCCGCAAAAGCGUGCAGCAAAAAUCAGGGAAAUAAAAAACAAAACAAAAACACGAAAUUAAAUCACAAAAACUGAAACGAUGGCUGUUGUCUUUUAUAUGCCCGAGGGCGGCGGCGAUGACUCUGCAUCGUCAUCGAGUGGCGGUCACGGCAGUGCGGGCAGCGGCAGCGCUGCUUCGUCGACAUCACAAUCGCCCAACACAACCACGUCGGCCACACAAACGCCCAUGCAGAGUCCGCUACCGCCGCAUUUUAUGAUGGCCUUCUACCAGUAUAUGAAUGCUACCGCCUUCCAGUAUCCCCCACCAGCCAGUCCAUGCUGUCAAGUACACAGUCCCUCACCAUACACAGGUAGCGGCAGCGGCGGCGGUGGUGGUGCCGGUGUCGGCAAUGGCGAAGUUUUUUUCCCACUCAGUCUUAGUACACCACGUACCCCACGUACCAGUGUCAGUUAUGCUGCUGGUGAAGAGAAUACCUUCUUUCGUCAUCACAACAUCAGUGGCGGUUGCAGCAGCGCAUCACACCUACAACCACCGCAAUCGGCACCACCGAUGCCGUCGAGUAGUCACAAUGGUGCACAUAGUCAACCAGCGCCACAACAACAAUACCAACAAUAUACAUAUCCAUACUAUCAAUAUACACCACCGCCGACACCGCUCACCGCCAAUGCGAGCACCUGCACCGGCAAUGUUUUCGGGGCGACGGAAGCGACAACGCACCAACGCGGUUGUGUAGCAACAGCGUCGACAUCAACAUCGACGACAUCAUGUGGUAUGGGCGGGCAUUCGCGUUUGCAUCGCAGCCUCUCAGAUGCGCAGAAGCGCUCUCGUCGUACAUCAACCACCAACGAUGAUGAACGCGAAUAUCAUAGCGAACACGAGACCAGCUGGGAUGAGUUCGAUGACCGUUAUGAUAAUUUUACAGCCGGCCGUGAACGUUUGCAGGAAUUUAAUGGACGAAUACCGCCACGAAAGAAGAAAAAGGAUGUGCCAAAAUCAAAGUACGAGAAGAAGGUGAGAGAAAGUCCAUUCAAGGGCUUUAUCUGGCCCACUGUCGUCACAGUCAUCGUUGUUGCAAUCGGUUGUGGCUUCCUUGUUACGCGAUGAGUGCACCAAAAGUGAAGUUCCAGCGGCAACAGCCUCAGCAAUACUUACAAUUUAAAAAGCAAGCAGCAGUGAAGCAAUGCAAAAACAAAUAAUUAUUUACACUGAAAAAAAAAAUCAAACAAAAAUAAU